AUCCAAACUAAUGCUUAGCGGAAGUGAUGAUAUUCAAUUAUAUCCUCUUAUUAAAGUUAUGAAUUAAAUUUGCACAACUUUUCUAAAUAUGGCAUUGAGAUAGCUCACCCUGGCUAAGAGUGGACUGUGUAUAAAGUGAAUGAGGAGGAAUAUUGGCUUUAGUUAUAUGAUUAAAACAAAGCAUUCCUUAUUAUUGUGGAUAUUAUAGUGAAUACAGCCAAGGUCAAUAGAGCUCGACAACGUCUGGUGGCUGGCUUGCUGAAACAUAUAUAAUGGCUGGAAUAUAUCGAUUACUGUGUCAACCAUGUCUGAUAAUCUGUGUUUUGCUUUUGGAAUUAAGCAGUGUUCACUGUUGUAUGCGUUAUCCCGAGAACGCAGGUAAAGUAUUGUAAUUCAACUUGGGUUUGUUUAUUAUUCGUAACAAGAUUUGGAAAUUCAUAGUUAGCUUUUAUCUAUAUUGGAUAUACGUGGGUUAAUGCAAACUGUAUAUGCAUGAUUCGCAGGGAGUAUUGAUUUUAAGUGACACUUCUGCAGCAUUAUUAUAUUUAUAUAUAAUUAUUUUUACACGGCACUUCAGAAACAUUGUACCAGGUUUCAAAUUACAAUUUUAGCACUAUAAAACUAGCCUAAACAUGAAGUUUACAAAUGCGUGUUCAUAUUCGAAACAUAGUAACUCAUUGAACUCAAAGAAUUCUUUAUGUUAUGAUGUAACUGAUAACUAAUCGACCAAAAAAUUCAUAGUCCGAGAUAAGUUCCGUCAUCAUCAGUUCAUGCAGUGGGAUUCGAAGUACAACAAUUCAUUAAGUCCAAUUCAAACUGAAAUAACUUUUCAACCGCCCCCAAGGAAAAUGUAAAUUGCAAGAUAUUUGGCAAUGUUGGAACGGAUUCGAGAGCGAUAUAUUUGAUACAUUAAUUUCAUGCGUAGUUGCUUUGUCGUUGAAACGUCAUGAAACACAUACAUAUUUACCUGGUUGCAUUUGGUUGCUGUGUAACUGUAUUUUGCCGAGAUGUAAUUGAUUGUUCGUAUUAUUUUCCUGAAGCUUUCUAUAUCAUUCUACUUUUUGAUCGAAUUAUUUCACAUAUUUAGCUAUUGCUUGCGUUGAGUCAGAGCAAUCUUUGAAUAUAGUUAUAAUUGUUACAGAAUGUUCUACUGAGUGACUUGAGUGGCACUGAAUAUUUUACCUUUUUGCAUAUGUGUAUAAUAUCGCAUUCAACAAGCUUUUGGCGGCUCAGAGCCAGAGUUUUUCUUUCAACAAUAUUUCCAGGACGAAAAAGCUACAAAUCUGGCAGCAAGAGCGCUAAACACAUCCCAAGGCCACACAUCAAAAGGCAGUCAAGGUUUGCGAAAGAUAAUAGAGCAUGAAAGAGAGCAUGCCUGUCAGAUGUUGGGAUCCUAGGUAUAGCGGCUCAGAAGGUCUUAUGCAUGCUUAAGCAAAGUAGAAAAUUUCAAUUUUUCCGAAUACAUUCUGCAAUGUUUACCGACCAGAUUUAAUAAAAGUUGUACCCAAGACGUAAAUUCAUGAAAUGAUGCUAUCAAAAACUUAAAAUUUCCUGUUCUGUGGCCGAAUCUUAUUCGUCAGCCGUCAAUCAUGUCGGCUUGAUAUACGAACAUUUUCCAGCAAUUGUGUUUGAGCAAAUUAGCGGACACUCAAUUUUGACAAUAUGAAACAAAAGUAAAAAAAUUUCUUCUGUGCCCAAAAAAUUUCAAUCUUCUUUACAAGAAGAAAAUGUUUUUGGCUACCUGAAAAAAUAUAAAUAUACAGGCAUGAAAGAGAGCUGUGAUUAGCUCUGCAGUCAGCAGUCUGGCCUCUGAAAUUGUUAUAUCUAUAUAUUAACCAUAAAUUCACUUAGAAUAUUCUCUACACGAGCUGCUAUUAUGAAUGUCACGGAAGUUUGAACACAAAAUCUGUAUCAUAUGCUAAAUAUUAAACGUUGUUAGUACCCUCUUUGGUAAAAUGCAUGCAAGUAUUACAGCGCCGAGGUUGAGGGUUGAUGAGAGUUGCACUGUAAAUUUGAAGGUGUUAAUCUGUCACCAAAAACGGUGAUAGAAAUAUAGAAUAAUCAGUGAUCUUUAGGAGUUUAUUCAAGCUAUGUGUCGAUCCAGUCUAGAUCCAGCUACACAAGUUGAAGGUGAUUUAGAUUGGGCAUAUAAAACAUCAAAUGAACGUUUGCGUGAAAUAACGAAAUCGGAAUCGAUCUCCAAUUUCUGACAUGUUCAAUAUUUGAAGUAUAGAGCACGUGUGUUAAGAAUGGAAAUGCCGGACAGCCUUCAAAAACAUUCACUCACUGUCAGGUACUCUUCGCCGAUAAACUGACACCAAAUAAAACAUGGGGAAAAAUGGAGGAAGUACUUGGAUUAGAGAAAUCACAGAUGCUGAAAACGAUGACAAAAACGGACUUCUUGAAGCUGUUGAGUGUUGGAUGAAGUUUUUCCCUCAACCAUGCAACUUCACCUCAAAUUGAGCAAAUUGAUGAGUAUAGGAAAAAAUAAUGACGACAAUCAAGUCAACUUCUUGAAAUUUACAGUGUGGCAGUCUAUACAAGCUUUAUUAGGGACUAAUACAUUCAUGUAUUUUAAUUUUGAAGUUAUUUUGAACUUAUUUACAUCUAAUUUUCCUAAUUCGUCUUACUAAAAUGAAUAUAUACCUUCUAGAAAUCUGAUAGGCUUUUUAAUUAAGACUCCUAUUUGCAUUAUUUACACAUGUUCAGGUUAUAUUCGACGUCAGUCGAACUUUUGAAAACAGAAGGGUAAUAAUUUAUAUUUACAGUAAAAACGAAUAUACAUUUUUAACUAUUAUACAUUGAAUAUAUAGUGUUUUUUCUUUUUCUUUUAAAAGUACUAUAUUAACAAAAGAAAGGUUUGAUGAGUGCCCCAACAAUAUUUUAACUUAAAUAAAAUACAUUGUCAUUGAUUGUGUUGGUAAAUCUUUAGGCACUGCUAACCAAGGUCGCGUGCUCUUAUCCUCAUUUGAUCCAAGCUUAUAUAGGGAUAGUUAGACUACAGGAAAUAAGAUAAUUUUUAAUCCGUUGGAGAAUAAACGAAAGGGCGAGUUAUAUGAUACUAUAAUUAUGUAAAGUUUGUGAUAAAAAUAUCGAAUCCAAUUAUAAGGCUAAUUAUAUUAAGUUGUUUGCACACCCACAAAAAAUAAUGAGAAAGAUGCCUCAACUUCCCAAACAAAUAGAACUUUGGACACCUGUUGCCAUUGAGCAAGGGCACCGGUAUUGCAAAAUUCGUUAAAUCUCUUUUUUUAUAAGUGCUUCUGCCGGCUUGUUGUCUGGUCUGACGACAGGUCGCCAAUAAAGCCACGCAGAUUUAGUAUAACGUCUGUCACUCGCUGCAUUAACAGACUUUAAAUAUUCAAUGUAAUUUGUGCUGUUGACAAAUUGUCAGCCAAAUUUGAAGUAUGACUACUUUUUUAAUAUUCAGUUUCGUAUUUCUCGAUCUUACUAAUACUAUCGAGGAAGUUUUAUGAUCAAACAGGAAAAAAUACGUUGCUUUCACUUGAAAACAAAAACAGAGCAUUUGCCGACAUGCAAGCUUUUACAGUGCACUUCGUUUAAAAUAAUAGAGUUCUUAACAGUCUGCAGACAGAAUUAAUUAAAAUGUCACACGUCUGUUGCCUAAACCAUAGGAAUAUUGUACAAUACAUUACAACACAAAUAUAACAAUGAACCUUAAUUUAAAAUUGAGGGUGACUCUUUCAGAAGCAGGUUCUGAUAUCAAUCGGGUAACACACGAAAUCUUAAGAGUGAUAUGCAUGAUAGGCUAGUUUGUUAAAAGUGUUUGAUCCCAAGAUUUAGAGAGAAGACGAAGGUGUAUUCAAGAAUUACAGCAGCUUUACGUUAUACGCGACCACCUACGAAGUUAUUUAGCGGACAAACUAUCUGAAAUGUAUCAAUCGAGUUUAUAUGUGCUAUAAAUUCAUAUUAAGUGCAAAUACAUAAGUAGUAUUUUGAUAUAUGUCAUGAGCUGUAUUUCGAAAACCAAAUGCAAAUCCAAAUUGUGUCCUACAAAGAUACAACUAAAAGAUGAGGAAAGUGAAAUUCGAAUUCAUACAACUACACCAUAUAAGGAAACGGAAGUAAGUUCUGUUGGAAGAACGGAAGUAGAUCUGUUCGUCAGAACAUGGCGGGUGGGACAUCAAACAUUCAAGAUUUUUUUCAGUCAAUAUUAGCCGCUCUUACCUUACAGCAUUCUUCGCAAAUACUGUACGUAAAGAAAACCCAACUAUAUCGCACGUUCGUUCACAUCGUUAGCGAAGAACUUGAUUCAUUUUUCGCAAACUCAUAGGCGUACGGGAGGGUGGGGCUGGGGGCUGCAGCCCCCCAAUUUUUUGAGAAUUUAUCUAUAUUCGGGAAAAAAUUGUCUUGUCAUUCGGGCAAUGACGGUCUGGUGGUUAGACGAAUAUAUUGAUCCAUAAAGCGGAACAGAAGUAUUAUUUCAACAAGUUCAACUUUUACAGGUUCAAUCAUGCACUGUAAAUCUGUAAUGGCAACGUUAGUGUAUAUUUAUUACUACCAUAGACUGCAUAGCUGGAUUCAAGCAUGUUGCGUCAGGUUAACCGUUAUUAAAGGUCAAGUGCUCUAAAAUCGGAUUUGGUUUUGAUUUUUGCGCACAUACUACAGACGUAAAUCCCCACAGAAACGGCUAGAAUGAAGGAACAAUUGCUAUGGGCCUAUGGCUACUAAUAAAAUGUCACUACUGUAUUCAUGCCUAUAUUCAUGCCUAUAUUCAGCAGUUUUACCUAGCAUAAUGUAGGCUAUACAACUAUUAAACUAAAUAAGUAUUUUGUGUGUUUUCACGCGAACCGCUGUGACGUCACUAGAAUUUAGCGUCCGCCAUGUUAGUGGAGUAAAACGCGUCACGUGCGAGGAAUUUACUAGUGUUUACUAUAGCUGUGCCAAAUCUGUUCGAAAUAUUCCUCAAUAUGCCGGCUUUUUGUGUAGUUUUAAACUGUUCAAAUGACAAAUCUAAAACGUAAAGAUCUUUCUUUCUGUCGGGUGCCAAAAGUUAUUAAAAAUCAAGGCGAGGAAAUGGAGAUUUUGUGAACCAAACGCAGUCGAAGAAUCGACGAAGAUGGCUGUCGGCCAUAUUUUUAUUGGAGUCGCCGGAGAAUACAGAAUAAAUGGUCAAAGAGAAGUUACAGAGUAAACGAACCUGGCGAGGUUGUUAAAUGUUUAUUUGAUCCUAUGACUAUGGACGAUAUCGCAGACAAUUUUCCAGAAAACUUGAGAAACGCCGGCUAUAAGCCCAUAACUGGCAUAACACAAACAGACGUUUCAACCACAACAGUUGGCAUUCAGACAAGCGAGUGUCAUAAUUCUAUGCUUCAAUCCGAGUUUUGAUUUCUGCGUAAACCAUGUUCUGCUGACUUUUAUUGAUAGACAAACUAAUCUCCUUGCAAGGGCACAGACGUUUUCAAGCUACAGGCAUCAUAACACUGUUAAAGUGUUAAUUGGAAUUACACCACAAGGUACAAUUUGCUUUGUCAGUGAAGCUUGGAGAGGGAGGAAUUCAGAUAAGUUUCUGACUGAGAACUGUGGCUUACUGGACAACCUUAUACCAGAUGAUUUGGUUCUGGCGGAUAGGGGUUUCACUGUCUAUGAAAGUGUUCAGUUCCACCAAGCCAAAUUGAACAUUCCGGCAUUCACAAAAGGAAAAGACCAACUUGAUUCUGUUGAUGUGGAACAGACAAGAAAGAUUGCUACUGUCCGGAUACAUGUCGAAAGAAUUAUUGGUUUACUGAGACCGAAAUAUACCAUUCUUCAACAAACUUUGCCAACUGAAUGAACUGAUUACCUUACUUGCAGAAAAGGAGAAUCUGUUCCUCUCAUUGACAGAAUGAUUAAGGUUCGCUCUGCACUAAUAAACCUUUGCCUUCAUACUAUAUACCUUUUGAUUGAAGUAAAGUAUUUUACAACAUUAUGUUUUCACCAAGAAACAGAAACACAUUCUUUCAACAUUUGAAAAUUUGGUGAUCAAGUCUGAGAACCUCCCCAUGGUGACCACUGGGCAACAGCAUGUUGUGUAAAUCAGGGGUGGAUUAGUAGCAGCUGAAAAGUAAAAUAUCUACCCCUGUUUGUUUCACAACAUGCUGGCUAAUCUCAGCAAUAAUAAUUCAUGCAAUUGUCAUGGGGGCUUGUGAUAUGGGGAAUAAACCUCCAUUUUAUCAUUAUGAGCCUCUCACUUGUGGGAGUCAAAUCCCUGGUUCAUGAUUUCAACUAGGCCUGUUUGAAUACCAAGAGCAUUGAAACAAUGUAAAAAACAUGUCUGUUGGGACUGUAUUGGUGGGGGUUAAGUAAUUGAUCCAAAGACUUUGGGUAGGCCAAGGCAAUAAACUACUUUAGGGUCCUAUAGACAAAAUCAAAAGCCAUAUUUGUGUAAAGUGCUGAGAUUAGCCAACAGGUUGUGCAAAAGUUUGCAAUCGCACAGGGGUAGAUUAACACUUUAACAGACCAACAUAUGACAUUGUACGAAUAAUAUGCAAAAUAAAAUGUUGUCCAGUUAAACAAUAUAGGGGUCCUAGUGUGCUAAUCCGCCCCCUGUUUACACAACAAUGAUCAUGCUCUUGCCCAGUGGUCACCAUGUGGAGGUUCUCAGCUUUGACCACCAAAAGUGUUUAAUGUUUAUCAAAGUCUUAAGUCUGUAAUAAUUUUCAAAUGCAAAAAGUUUGUAUCUUUGAUAGAGUUUUAGGGACCACUCAUUAUUUAUUGUACAGGGGGGGAUUGAGGAGAAACUGGGGGGGCCUUCAAAUUUUUCAAAACCUGAAAGGGGGGGCUUUGAAAAAUUACACAGAGACGAAAGAAGGGGGGCUUUGAAAAUAUUUACCAGUUUGAAAAAACAGUAGUUUUAAAAAUGUAUCACAAAACAACUUAACAACAAAUAACAAUAUUUAUAGACUUUAAUAUUCAUAAAUGGAAGUCAAAUAAAAAGUCUCUAAUGUUCAUGUAAAUAGACAAUUCCCAUUAUAGACUAAUUUUAGAACUAGGCAAAGAGAUGCAAAUCAAGGCCGGAUUUUGGUGAAAAUAGUGGGGGAGGUGGACAAAAAUUUUAGGAGGGGUGCAGCGGUCUAGCUCACAACUCCCAUGGAAAGUUAGGGCUUAUUGUAGAACAGGCCAAUAUCAACGAGGUGAGGUAUGCAUGUAGUGUACAUAAUAUGUACCAGUAUAUUAAUGAAUUAUGAAUGUAUGACUCCAAUCUUGCCCUUCAUUACAAUUGCUACACUGUUUCUUUCAAAACAUUGCAUUAAAAGGGUGCUUGACAUGGCUAUCACUGUUUCAAUUUUACAGAGAAAACUUUCUUACGUCACAAAGUGUAGAUCCUAAGCAACCAUCACAUUUUCACUUUGUUCCAUCAUUGAAACUUUCCCAAGGGGAAGUGCAUGACCUUUCAAGAGAGGUGGAAAAAUUCUCGGGGGAGGUGCAAAACGAUCUCUGGGGAGGUGCGCACCUCUCCACACUUCCCUCAAAAUGCGGCCUUGAUGCAAAUAAAUCACCACAGCUAGAAAGAGCAUACUAGAAUACGCAAAUUAUUGCAAAGUUUGGUUGCAAAUUGUUGCAAAAUACGGAAAAUAUAUAGCCUUGCAAAGUUUGCAAAUUUUGUACACUUUUGUAUUGCAUGCGAAAAUUGCAAUUAUACAAAAGAAUACAAAAUUUGCAAACUUUGGAAGGCUAUAUUUUCUACAUAUUUUACAACAUUUUGCAACCAAACUUUGGAAUUUUAGUAAUUUUAGUAUGCCCUUCCCGGGAAUAUACUUUUUUUGCUAAGAUAAAAAAUUAGUCUAUAAUGGGAAUGUCUAUUGGUCCCCAUUACCUAUUUUUCUUUCUCUAAAAUAAACAGCUAGAGUUUUUGUUUCUCUAAAUAAAGAUAAAGAGCUAGGGGGGGGGCAAAACUUAUGUUCUUGUUUUGCCUGUUGGGGGGGGGCUUUGAAAAUUUUACUUGUCUUAAGAGGGGGGCAACGAAAAAAUAUUACAACUGUAGAGUUUCUCCUCAGUCCCCCCCUGUACAAUAAAUAAUGAGCGGUCCCUUAUGUAUAAUAAUUUUAACAGUUUAAUAGUUCAAUAAAAAUGCAAACUAAAUAUUGGUGUAAGCUUUUUUAUAUUGUGCUCUCAGCCGUCGGAAAAAGAGUAUUGAGACCAGCUUUCAGGCAAGCAUACAAGUAAGUUCACAGUAUUAAUACACUAUAAAAGCGUGGGAUAUUUGGAUCCACCGAUCCAAUGUGUAAACAAGACUUGUCGCAAAAGCGAUUGCAAAUACAACACAAUCUGAAUCAUUUGACUGUUGCUGUCUUCGACAGAUUUUGCAUAUUCAGACAAAGGAAUCUCAUGAAUAAUUACUUUUUCUGCCUCGCUGUUUACGUUUUGUUCCGAAUCGCUGGCCGCCAUGUUGGAACUUCACUCCACCAACAUGGCGGCGUAUAAAAUUAAUUUAUGCCGUGACGUCAUGUGAAAACACACUAUAGUAUAUAGCUGCACAUAUUGCGAAGGUGUGGUAUAAGUGUGGGUAGUGACAAUCGGAUCAGUAAUGUUUACCCUUUGGCUCUGGCCCUGGGCGGCACCGCGGCUAUGACACACCAGUCACUGAAAAUAGAUACUAUACAUUAUACAAGGACCUAAUGUGACUAAUUUUAGACUUUUAGAUAGACAUAAAAGUGCGCGAUUUUUUUACAAUCAUUAAAAAAUUGUUGAUUUUACGACGUUCGGUGCGAGGAAUGCAAUAAGGAAAUCGACAGUGAUUAUAAAGAGGUGCAUUCUCGAUUGGUUCACAUUUCACAAUGGUAAAAAAAGUAAAAUGUCAUCCAGUGAUGGAAUCAUCGGAUUCAUCCAAGUCGAAAAUCAAUACUUUCUUUGUAAAAAGUAACAUGACAACCAAAAAUAAUGACCUGCUGUCACCUGCAGUUUGACCUAACCCUACUUGGAACUGAAUCGAGUGGUAGUAAAGAUUCUGCAGUCACGGUGUCUUUUGAUGAAGAUCUAUCUGAGAAAAAUGUGAAGGAGCCCAUGAGCGAAGACCAAAUGGAACCAAUGACAACGUUCAUUGACGUUGAUGAAUUAAAUUCACUGUCACAGCUCAGAGAAAAUAGUGAACAGAAUACGGUGACGGACAUUGAAAAUGUUACACCAUCUUUAGGUCGAAACACGGACAGGGUUGCCUUCCUCCUCAACUUUAAUUUCCCGCUCCUUAUCGUCGCCUUUUACCGUGUCCCAUAAAAUUUCCACCUAUUUCAGUUUCUAUAUAAUCGUAAUUUCCCUAGGUUUUUACGUACAUGUUCAUCACAGGAGUCGGAGUUAAGAAAUUAAGAACAACGAUUUUUGGAAUACUGGUCCUCUCAUUAUUUAAGCUACACAAUGUCUUGCACCAGUACUUGUCCAAUUACCCAUUUUAUACCAAUAAAUGUUGUUACGUUAGUAACUUUCUCUUUCUUUGUAAAUCGUGAUGCCAUAUAUUUAGCUUAUAAUUGAAAUGGCUAGGGACAACAUUUUUUUUUAUAUCAAUCUUCAAAGACUUCAAAGGAAAGCCUUUCAUUUGUAGUCUUCUUAGAUUAUAUAAUUUUAUGACGUCACGAAAUCUAUGACGUCAUGUCAUUCGGGCAAAUUCAGCCCAGCCCCCUCAAAAAUAAUGUGCCCGUACGCCUAUGCGCAAACUAUUAAAAUAAUUGCAUUGUAGUGAUAGUACAUGUAUAUUGUUGAUUACAAACUGCUCCCCGGGGUAUGAUUCGGUGAUUCCUGUUGUCAGGGCUGUAGCUAGACAGAUAAUUUGGGGGGGGGGGUGCAUACUCAUAUAUCGUGUUCUGACCGACGGAUUUGUUUUGAAAGAGAUUGUUUUUACGGUGUGUGAACACUGAACAUGAAUAUAUGAAUAUACCCCCCCCCCCAAUUAUCGCUUCUAUGCUACGGCCCUGUCUGUUGUUGAAGCACUCAAUAUACGUAAUUCAUAUACUCUUCUAUUCUAUUCUAUUCUACGACAAUAAAAAUCUGGCGACAAGUGGCGAGUCACAAUAAUAGAAACAGGAAGCCAUUUUGUUUUUGUCAUAGGAAGUAAACAGAGCUGGGCAACUGCUGAGUAUAAGCUAAUAAAACCCAGUCGAGCAUAUACUGUAUAGGUAAAGCAUAUAGUCAGGGACGAAACUAGCCCCUUUUAAUUAGGGGUGUCUGCUAGAAUUGCCCUGCGAAAGCCGAUGAUGCCCUGCAGCAAAAAUUGUUUUUGGCCACAAUUUCUCCCAAAAAUGUUGGCGAGCGGGGAUUGGGGGGGAGGGAGGUCGAAAUGAAACCCAGUCAGGGACGUAGCGAAGGUGUGCUGGUUGGGGGGGGGGUGCAAUACAGUAAUUUACCUGAUUUUACACUAUUGUAAAAAUUUACCUGAAAGAUAAACCCCCUAUAUUUGGGCACUGCAAUGUUGUGGUGCAUUUCUCCCCUGCACAGUUAUCACCUAGAUAUUUAACCCACAUCUAUUUUUACAACAUUUUUUCUUGCUUUUUCAAUCUAGUUUUUCUCCGAUUAGAAUAUGUUUGGUUAUUUUUGUUCUUCUAAAUUAAAGAGUAUAAGCCACACGAGAAGAACACGAGCAUAUACACACCAAGUACUCCGAACUCCGAAUAGAACUCUCCACUCAUUUUAUCAAUUAGGUAGUUAAAUCUAAAAUACCAUGAUCACAUUGAUUAGUUACCUCUCGGCCUUCCAAUAACUAUAGUCAAUUUUAACAAGUUUUUGUCGAAGCAGUCCAUCCGCCUUUUUUAUGUAGGGAAAAGGUGUAAAUUGAUAUAAUUUAUAUAAUAAAGAUAAUUUUUAGCUGAACUGGAACUGCGUUUCCCUAUACAAUGAACAAUAAUGUUACAUAGUAGUUAUUUGUUAACUAAUGUUUUUAACCUUCAAUAGUAAGUUAUUCUUUUCAAGCAAUCGGCGGUUUUUCAAGACUGACCAUUUUUUCGUGAUCGCAGUAACAUCAAAGACAUCAGUGAUAUUUUUUUCAGCGGCAAGGAUCAUGCAAUCAUUCAAACGUUUUCCAGAUAUUUUAUUGCGUGAAUAACUUUUUACAAUCUUCAGUAAACUGAAUGAUCUCUCAUUUUUCACAACGGCAGGGGCGGCUGUCAGAAAUAGUUUAUAAAGCUCUGAAGCCAACUUGAAAAGACCAUGCCCCUUGGCCACCCUAAGAGCAAUGUCCCUGCGAUCGUACAUGACAUGGGUUAAGUUUUGCCUCAAGACCUUGUGGCCGGCUGACGUUCUUCUUCCAUUCGUCUGUGUUCCUUCAGCGCAUAUUUAAAGAAAAAGGACAAUUCGCUGUGUAAUGCUGGGCUUUGUUUCUGGUGUUUCUGAAUGCAAUACAAAGAGGAACGGAUUAAAAGUGUUCUUAAGACCAAUUUGUUUCUGCAUUAAUCCUCGUUUUUGUUUGCCCAAAAAUCACAAAAAGUCACAUACUUAGGUUAACAUCAAGUUUCAAGACGUUGUUCACGCUGUUCACUGUGUAAUAAAUAAUGCAUAAAGCUUAUGCACGUAUAAUAUAGAGAACAGUAGUGCUAAAACAAUGCCCUCGUAACGGCUCAUUCAACCUAAACUAUUCAACAAUGUUACAAAUCUACGAGACAACCCUUUAGUAGUUUAAAUAUUAGACAAAUAUUGCGUAUAUAUGUCGCCAUAUCGGCCAUUUGUGUAGAAUUAUUAACGAACUACUACUACAUAAGUAAAAAUAUGACAAAGUACAAAGCGCACAAUACACAUCACACAUGUACAUCACACAUACACAGACGUUCAAAAUUUACAUCUGGAUAUCAUAUCCCUGUCGCUGUAUUAAUCUAAGCAAACAAAUAAUUCUAUGUAUUUCAAAUACACUACAUUAUUAUCAAAAAGUAGAUGUAGUCAUGAAAUUAAUAUAAUUUCUUGCACGUACCUUGACCUUGUGUAAAGAGCCAAAACCGGAAGCGCAUGUUACUUAGCGAAAAAAUUCUGGGUUUUUUGCCGAUGGAAAUAGUAAAAUUGACAACAUAUUCUUUUCGUAAAAUAAAGCCUGGCUACAUUGAAACAACGGAAAUCUUUGAACGUAUCAACGUAUGAAGCCAUAAAGAAUUAAAACCUCAUCUAUUUUCCGCAUUUCAAUCCUCUAUUAAUAUUUGCCUGUUAUUGUUAUGGGCUUUCAAGAUUUUUUACCUGAUUUAUUAUAAUGCCAGUUUUUCAUGGAUUUACCUGAAAUUUUCAUAUCGUCUUAGUUGGGGGGGGGGGGGUGGCACACCCCCCCCACACCCCCCCGGUCGCUACGUCCCUGGAAACCCUUAUUUUUUUACCAAUAUCUGUAAAAUUUAGGUCUAUAAAUUCUAUUUUAUCAUUUAAAAUCUUUCAUUGCCCUGCCAAUCCAGAUGAUUUGCCCUGCCAAUCCAGAUAAUUUGUACUUUGGCGGGUGUCACACCCCACCACACCCCUCUCAAGUUUCGCCCCUGCAUAUAGUAUUAUUAUUGUGUCGAGCCUUAAACGUAAACUGUUUCCCAUGCGAGACGGUCAAUUUUCAAACCCACCAACAUUCAACGUUAACGGUAAAUAUUAUUCGUUUUAUUUAGUGUUUCCACGAAAAUUUGUGUUUGAAGCAUUUCCAUCAGUGAAUGUCAGUCUUGGAGAUAAAGUUGAACUAAGAUGUACAGCAAAUGGCACAUUAAAUCUUACUUCUGUGCAGCUGUUAUCACGAAUGCAUAGAAAUUUUAAUCCAACUUGUUCUGUAGCGUCAGGCGAAGGAAUUUGUAGCUACCUCAUAGACAGUCUUCAACUGUGGGACAUUGGAAAAUACGAUUGCAUUAAAUUACAUAAAGAUGGAAGUUGCUAUAGCAAAUCAUUGGUUUUACAGAAAGCUAUCGAAGAGCCGACUGAAACUACUACAGUAACUACUACAAUAACUACUAAAGUAACUGCGAUGACUACCAUGAAGCCACAAGAAAUAUUAAUUUCUGAACCGGCAAAACAUGUGACUAAGCAUUCAGGUAAUUAUUUUGCUUAUGAUUCAUACAUUAAAAUUAUCUGCCAGAGGUUGUUACAGAUUUUUCACAUCUUGCUUGAUUCUUGAAAUACAUUGACUGAAUUAGCAAUUAAUGAGUUGUCCGCCAUCUUGGAUUAAUGAUGUUAUGUGACGUCACGCAAGAUUUUUUAUCUUGACAACCAGUGAUCAAUAUGAACGUGUUCAUUUGUUUUUUGUUGCUAUUUCAAAUUUCGAAUUGAAUAACCACAUUUUAAACAACGUUUGAUUGUUUAAUUACUUUUGACCAUAUGGCCUCGUUAAGGUUAUUUUCCCAUGUUUCGUUCCUUCCCGAUUUGGUUCCUGGUUGAUCUUAAGCCCAAUAAUAAGUAAGUUCUUAACCCUAUUGUGCACGAAAUACAAGGAAAUACCUGACACGAAAACGAGACCAUUUGGUCAAACAUUAAUAAACGGUAAGGUGUAUUUUAUAUAAAGUUAACCACACUGCUGACGUCAUCGAAUUGAUCGUUAAUGAGGUUAAGAAUUAAACCAAGAUGGCGGAAAGCUCAUUGCUUUCAGUCAAAAUAUUUCAAGAGUUAAACUUGAUAUGAAAAAUCUGUAACAUGAAAAUGUUACAGAUAAUUUUACACUCUCGUCCAAAUGAGACAGUAAUUUUUUACAGUAUUUUAAACAGUAUUUUAAACAUUUUUACUUUCAUAUUUGGGUUUAAUUUCAUGUUGGAUAAUCUUAUUAUGUUAAAUGCACUGAGUCACUGAGUUCCCUCAUUUCUUACAAAUCCUUCAAAACGUAGAAUUCACCGAUGCAAAACUCCUGCAGUGACCACAGAAACUUUGAUAGUGUAAACCAGCCUUAAGAGAUCAAUGUUGGUCCUAUUCGAAAAACAGCACGAUCAGAUUUUUCUUCACGAGGGGGUAUUGGGGGGGGGGGGGGUUAACCCCCCAAACUUUUUUAGAAUUAACAUAUUCGGAAAAUCAGGUUGGCCAUUCGGAAAAUUACGGCAAUAUAUAAAGGUAUAACAUAAUUUUAGUUCCUAAACAGCUCGAAAAUAUAAUAUAAUUGGAUUGUAAAUUGCGUCUUCAUUUUCAAUAUAGUAAACACCUUCGUGGCUUCGUAUGCCAUGAAAUAUUCGGAAAUUUUUUUCGUCUUUCGGAAAUUUUUGUCCCCUCCCCAAUGGCCUACACCCCCCCCCCCAACUAUACAUGCUAGCUAUGGCCCUGAAGGUCUCAGAUUUUUUGUAUAUUUCUAAACAUUGCAUCGAUAAUUACAAUAACGUUUAAAGAUUUCCUGCUUCAGCUACAAGAUCCUACAUGAAGAGAAUAUCAUGUUCUCAAUCCAUUGCCCAUAUGCAAUAUUGCAACAACGUUGUUGGCCUCGUUUAAACACUAUGUUGGGUAACAUUUCUAUGUUGGCUGAUGUUGAAAGAUGUUGGAUCGCGUGUGCAACAUCGCCUAACAUUGCUGGACCAACGCGAGUUCAACAAUUAACCGAACAACAACAUGAUGAAACAACAUGAAUAUAUAAUAUAUUUGACUCCGAAUAUCACAAUUUUUGCAUUUCAGACAACCCGACACCCAGUGAUGAAGCAACUUCCUUAACAUCGCAGACAUUGAAACAUGUUACAUUGGUACUACUGACUGCAGUUAUAAGAUUUUGAUUCACAACUGAUUUGGUACAGAAGUUUCAGAACGCGUGACUUUCUAGCCUCCAAGACGGCCAAUGGAUUUGUAUAUAGACAUGAUAUAUGCUCGAUUCAACACGUUAUAUACAUCAAAGAGUUGAUUUAAAUACCUUGAAGGAACAAAGUACUCUUUCAGAAUCAUCCUCAGAAAUAUAAAAAAAACUAUUGUCGUAUUAUUCUGAGACUGACAAAUUCGUUGUCUCAAGCGGGAUUCGAACAUGUAUAUUCGGGUUUCUAGGCCGCCGCUCUGCCCAUUGAGCUAUCGAAUCAACCGGGAUUGGUAACGAGUCUUAUCCAAUUUAAGUGCACGAAAUAUUUUUGCGAUGACUUAACGCUAUAGCGCUUGUCUUGGACGACGUGCAGUAUUUCGCUACCAAUCCCCGUUGUUCAAUUAGCCUUUUCCCAAAAGAAAUCACGGUGCAUUCUGGGAUUGUUUGGAGGGACAAAAUAUAUGGUGACAGGCGUCAAAUAUGUGAAAGAGUAGAAGUAUCUACUAUCAAAUAUCAACUUUCUAGACGACCAAAAAUGAAAUAUCUCCUUUUUACAUAAAACUUUUAAUUUAAAUUUGUGCUGCCAUAUUUCUUGUCCCUCCAACAUUGGAUAUAUUCGCACGACUAGACCCAGGACUUUGGGAAAUGGCUAAUAGGCUCAACGGGUAGAGCGGCGGUCGACUAGAAGACAGCUGUAGAUUGAGAGAGAUUCAGCUAUAUAGUGUCGGAAAAAAUUAAGCAGAACUUCAAAAUACAAGCAAAAUUUCAAAUUAAUGCUUGUCUGAAUUUUCCAGGUAGAGGUUAAUACAUUUUCUUUACAUGCUUGCAUGCUAAAAAUAGAUUUAACCAGUAGUAUGUAUAUGUAUACAGUAUAGCAUGUGCGGAAUUGGGUGUAAACGUACAAAACAAUUAGCUGAUCAGAUCGAUUUCGGAGAAGCAUCAUUAGACGAUCUGUAAAUAAUAUGUUUGGCAUAAUUAAUCAAGUAUUAGAUACUUUGAUGGUUUUUUUCAAUAAUAUAUUAGCCAACCCUUAUCGAUAACUUCCUGGUCGUGUCGAACCUUAGAUUUCAAUAUAAUUUUAUAGUUUCUAGAAUAUACCUGCCAGGAUUCCAUUUACGCUAUUGUAUUUAGCGUUUCAACAGGUUUAUGUAUAUCAGUCAAUGAUUCAAAUAUAUAAUGUAUAAAAAGUCAAUCAUUAUUAGAGUGCAGUAAAACAGAUAAAUUAAGCUGAAAAAAAUAUUUAUUACAAAGAACAAAUUACGAAAUAGACAGUACGGCGUCAGCUUAAUAAAGAAUUGAACAUUGUGUAACAAUGUAGAAAUUAACUUAACAGAUAAAUUAAUAUUAUUUGUAGUUAAAUGGAAAUAUUAUUUGUUAAUAAAUGGAAAAUAUGAC
This is a messenger RNA of Paramuricea clavata, 16015 nucleotides long. The record is from the annotation of a GenBank genome assembly. Lineage: Eukaryota; Metazoa; Cnidaria; Anthozoa; Malacalcyonacea; Plexauridae.